UAUAGCUUUAUCUUCUUCACCGUGUUCAACGACAUAGAACCUUUCACUUCUGAUCCAAUUGGAAACCCUAGGACACAAAACAACCGGAUAUGGAGGAGUCUCCGACAGGUUUCAGGUUCUAUCCAACUGAGGAAGAGCUCAUUUCCUUCUACUUGCACAACCAGCUUUGCGGCCUUAAGCAGGACAAGCUUCACCGUGUCAUCCCGGUGCUCGACAUUUUCGACACUGAGCCAUGGAAUCUCCCACAGGUUGCGGGAGAGCUGUGCAGAGAAGACAGAGAGCAGUGGUUCUUCUUUGCGCCCAUGCAGGAGAGGGAGGCCAGAGGAGGGCGGCCCAGCCGGAGCAUGGCCACCGGCUACUGGAAGGCCACCGGGUCUACCAGUUAUGUUUACUCGUCUGAAAACAAGGUAAUCGGCGUAAAGAAGUCAAUGGUUUUCUACGUGGGAAAAGCUCCCACAGGAAGAAAGACCCCUUGGAAAUUGAACGAGUACAGGGCCAUUGAACUCUCGCCGAGCAAUCCUAAUUCCACGGGCAGUAAUGGCUCCAUUCCAAAGCUGAAGCGUGAAUUCACAUUAUGCCGAGUGUAUGUGGUGUCUGGGAGCUCUCGAGCAUUUGAUCGCCGGCCACCGGAAGCAGUUGCUGGAGAGACAGCAAUCCAGGUUAGCGACGGUGCUGCUAGCAGCGGAGGCAGAGCCAGUAGCGGAGGCUGUGGAGAUGGAGAUGCAUCAUUGUCAGGAGUAGUGGCAGGCAAUGCAGGAAGUUCCAGUCAAUUGGAGAUGGCAAGUUUGGAAGAACCAAUUUGGGAUUGGGAGCAACUGGAUUGGCUCUAAUUUCAUGUAGAGGUGCUCUGAUGAUGUAAUUUUUCUGGUUAUUGGUGAAAUUAUAUGUGUAUCUAUGAGGAU
This is a messenger RNA of Rhodamnia argentea, 902 nucleotides long. RefSeq names its product NAC domain-containing protein 90-like. Gene Ontology annotation, biological process: regulation of DNA-templated transcription. The record is from RefSeq and is a predicted model, not a curated record. NCBI's taxonomy places the organism in Eukaryota, Viridiplantae, Streptophyta, Magnoliopsida, Myrtales, Myrtaceae. The coding region runs from base 90 to 830 and encodes 246 amino acids. The transcript has 3 exons. Gene Ontology annotation, molecular function: DNA binding.